ACCAUCCCAGUGCAGCAUGUUCGGUUGUGAAGACCCAGGUUUUCCACGUCAGUGUGUUUACCAAGAACAGAUUGACAGCCGGUUUAGGUGUUACAUUUGUCCAUAUUAGGAACAAAUUACCGAAUGAAUCAAUAGUUGUGGGUUUUAAUAUGACUCACGUACUGGUAUGUCAAAAUAUUUGAAUUGUCCUAUAUGUUGUAAUUGAUUUUUGGUCAUCACUGUUGGCCAGUUAGCUUGCUAGCUAACUAAGUUAGCUAUCAUCAAUUGAAAUUGUACAAGACUCCAUCUUGGAACUGCAACCAUACAGUUUGUCUUCUCAGAUAUCAGGAUGGUCGACAAGAAUAUAUACAUUGUCCAAGGGGAGAUUAUUACUGUUGUAAGUGCCAUCAAGAGGAAUUCAAGGUGGAAUACCCACACUCCUUUGGAUGAAGAACAAGAUCCAUUGCUUAACAGCUUCAGCCACCUGAAGGAGACUCUCAACAAUAUAAAAGAGCUGUCAGAUGUGGAGCCUAACGUAUUCCUGCGACCCUUCCUGGAGGUGGUACGAUCUGAAGACACCACCGGACCAAUCACAGGCCUGGCCCUCACCUCUGUCAACAAGUUCCUGUCCUACGGCCUCAUAGAUGCUAACCAUGAGGCGGCAGCGGAGGCCAUUGAGAACAUGGCAGACGCCGUCACUCACGCCAGAUUCGUAGGGACGGACCCCGCCAGCGAUGAAGUGGUGCUCAUGAAAAUCCUACAGGUCCUGAGGACCUUGCUGCUCACGCCCGUCGGAGCCCACCUGACCAACGAGUCUGUGUGCGAGAUCAUGCAGUCGUGUUUCCGCAUCUGCUUCGAGGUGCGCCUUAGCGAGCUCCUGAGGAAAUCAGCCGAACACACACUGGUAGACAUGGUGCAGCUGCUGUUCUCCAGACUACCCCAAUUUAAAGAAGAGGCCAAAAGUUUUGUGGGUGCUAACAUGAAGAAGAUCCCAUCCUGUAUCCUGGACACACAGGAUCUUAUUUGUGCAGAACAGCCUAUAAACACCAAUCAGAGGGGCUUAGAGAGGCUGAAGAUGCGCGCUGGUGGGAUGAGCGAGUCAUCAAAGUGGAAGAAGCAGAAACGCUCGCCCCGGCCCCCCCAUCACAUGGUACGAAGCGCCUCGGGCGGAUUGGAGCAGGCCCCUCCCGCCACCCUUAGCAACAACAACCUCACUGGUGGUGACCUUUUCAUCGAGCAGGUUAGUUUGUCUGUCCCAGACAGCAUGGCCUCUUCCAUGUCUAGCCCCACAGACAGCGGCCUGGACACCUGCUCCAAGGCCACCUCCAGAGAGGACCUGACAGACCUGGACCAGAGCAGCUCUGUCGCCACCACCCCAGGCACAGCAACUAGCCCUUCCACAGAGCCUGGACGCCUGGAUGCUCAGUCUGAGGGGAGGCAGGUGGAUCGUGCCCAGUCAGCUUCGGUGGAGUCCAUCCCUGAGGUCUUGGAGGACAGAGAGUCUGUGACGGAGCAGUCAGACUCGGCCUCAAUACACGACAUGGAUUACGUCAACCCCCGAGGAGUCCGCUUCACACCACAGCAAACUCAGAGAGAUGGUGAGGAUGGUGCGGCUCUCAUCCCCUACAGUCUGCCCUGUCUGCGGGAGCUCUUCCGCUUCCUCAUCUCGCUGACCAACCCCCAUGACCGCCACAACACAGAUGCCAUGAUGCACAUGGGCCUGCAGCUGCUGACCGUGGCUCUGGAAGCAGCCCACAUUGCCCCCUACCAGUCACUGCUGGGUCUGGUCAAAGACGAGCUCUGCAGACACCUCUUCCAGUUGCUAAAUGUGGACCGUAUGAACCUGUGUACCGCCUCCAUACGAGCCUGCUUCUUGCUCUUUGAGAGCAUGCGAGGACAUUUGAAGUUUCAGCUUGAGAUGUAUCUGAAGAAGCUGAUGGACAUCAUCACGUCAGAGAACAUGAAGAUGCCUUAUGAGAUGAAGGAGAUGGCCCUGGAGGCCCUGGUGCAGCUCUGGAGGAUCCCCAGCUUCGUCACCGAGCUCUACAUCAACCACGACUGUGACUUCUACUGCUCAAACCUGUUUGAAGACCUCACCAAGCUGCUCUCCAAGAAUGCCUUUCCUGUGUCCGGACAGCUCUACACAACUCACCUCCUCUCACUAGAGGCCCUACUGACUGUAAUUGACAGCACUGAGGCCCACUGCCAGGCUAAGGUGCUCAACAACACAGCUCAGCAGGACCAAUCAGCAGAAACUGUGUUGGUGGAAGGGGAGGGCUCAACCAAUGACCAUGUAGACACAACCACAGAAGCAGGCAGGCAGGUGAACCGUGCCAACGGUCAGAAUGUUCCAGAGGCUGACAGCGUGCCCCUUCCACCUACCAGCGGGCACCUAAUGGCAGAGAAGAUGAGACUGGGCAGACAAGACCAGGAGGAGACAGAACCACCUGCUGAGAAGAAAGAACCGACAAAGCCUCAACGCUUCUCGUCUUGUUUACCUGAUUCUCAAGAGCUGUUGGACAUCAGAAAUAAAAAGAAGCUGCUGAACAGCGGCACAGAGCAGUUCAACCAGAAGCCUAAGAAAGGCAUCCAGUUCCUGCAGGAGAAGGGUCUCCUCAGCAGCCCCAUGGACAACAACGAGGUGGCCCAGUGGCUCCGGGAGAACCCCCGCCUCGACAAGAAGCAGAUCGGAGAGUUCAUCAGUGACCGCAAGCACAUGGAGCUACUGGACAGCUUCGUCAACACGUUCACUUUCCAAGGACUGCGUAUUGACGAGGCGCUGCGUCUGUAUCUGGAGGCCUUCAGACUGCCAGGAGAGGCUCCGGUCAUCCAUCGACUUUUGGAAACCUUCACAGACACCUGGCAUAAAGUGAACGGUUCUCCCUUCAUGACCAACGACGCGGGCUUCGCCCUGGCCUACGCUGUCAUCAUGCUCAACACGGACCAGCACAACAACAACGUGCGCAAGCAGAACAUCCCCAUGACUGUUGAGCAAUUCAAGAAGAAUCUGAAGGGUGUGAAUGGAAAUACAGACUUCGAUCAGGAUAUGCUGGAGGACAUCUACAAUGCAAUCAAGAAUGACGAGAUAGUGAUGCCAGACGAGCAGUCAGGCCUGGUGAAAGAGAAUUACGUGUGGAGCGUGCUGCUCCACCGGGGGGCCACCUCCGAGGGGGUCUUCCUCCACGUGCCUGCCGGCAGCUACGACCAUGACCUGUUCACCAUGACCUGGGGGCCCACCAUCGCCGCCCUCUCCUACGUCUUCGACAAGAGCCUGGAUGACGCCAUCAUCCAGAAGGCCAUCGCUGGCUUCCGGAAAUGUGCCAUGAUAUCAGCUCAUUGUGGAUUCAGUGACGUGUUUGAUAAUUUGAUAAUCUCCCUCUGCAAGUUUACAACGCUCAGCAGUGAGUCGGCGGAGAACCUUCCCACGGUGUUUGGGAGUAACGGGAAGGCCCAGGUAGCUGCUAAGACCGUGUUCCACCUGGCCCACCGGCACGGUGACAUCCUGAGGGAGGGCUGGAAGAACAUCAUGGACUCCAUGCUGCAGCUGUUCAGAGCCGAGCUGCUGCCUAAGGCCAUGGUGGAGGUGGAGGAUUUUGUGGAGCCAAAUGGAAAGAUUUCGCUUCAAAGAGAAGAGACGCCUUCAAAUCGGGGCGAGUCUGCGGUGCUGAGCUUUGUGAACUGGCUGACUCUGAGUGGAGCGGAGCAGUCUGGUCUACGUGGGCCCUCUACUGAGAACCAGGAGGCCAAGCAGGCAGCAAUGCUCUGUAUCAAGCAAUGUGACCCAGAGAAGCUGAUCACGGAGAGUAAAUUCCUGCAGCUGGAGUCUCUACAGGAGCUGAUGAAGGCUCUGAUCUCAGUCACACCUGACGAGGAGACGUAUGAUGAGGAGGACGCGGCUUUCUGCCUGGAGAUGCUGCUACGCAUCGUCAUGGAGAAUAGGGACCGCGUGUCAUGUGUAUGGCAGACGGUGCGGGACCACCUGUGCCACUUGUGUGUCCAGGCUACAGAGAGCUGUUUCCUGGUGGAGAGGGCCGUGGUGGGCCUCAUCAGACUGGCCAUCCGCCUGCUGCGCAGAGAGGACAUCAGCUCACAGGUACUGCUGUCCCUGCGUCUCCUGCUGAUGAUGAAACCACACGUCCUGGCCCGGGUUAGCCGGGAGGUGGCCUACGGCCUCCAUGAGCUGCUCAAGACCAACGCUGCCAACAUCCACUGCACAGACGACUGGUUCACCCUCUUCUCCCUAAUCGAGUGCAUCGGGGCCGGGAUCAAACCACCCGCCUCCUUCCAGGUCACCUCCACCAGUCCCGACAUCGACACAGGUGCCCAGUCGGAUAGUGAGCUGUCCCACCACCACAGCGAGGUGAGUCUGGACCGGGGCUACACCUCCGACUCUGAGGUCUACACGGAGCACGGAAAGUCCAGGAUGCCCCGCUCUGUCACUGAUGUGGACGUGGCCAGCAGCGGAUGGCUGGUGGUUGGUAAAGAUGACCUGGACAUCAACAAGGUACCGGCCUCUGGCUCCAAGCCCCUGCUCAACCCUCUAGUGAACCAGUACAGCCUGACCCUGGGCCAAGACAUGGGCUUCCACGACACCAAGUCCCUCAUCAAGUGUGUGGAGUCCCUCUCCUUCAUAGUACGCGAUGCUGCACAUGUCACCCCUGAAAACUUUGAGCUGUGUGUCAAGGCCAUCCGGGUGUUUGUGGAGGCCAGCCUUAACGGAGGCUACAGGACCCAUGAGAAGAAGAAGAACCACAAGUACGACUCCCAGAAGUCCCGUGUGAGGAGGAAGCCUCGGGAGAAAGAGGGGGCAUCCCGCCGCGCCAAGGCCUCCAGCCAGAGGCCCUCCCGUUCCCAUAGUGACGACGAGGAGGACGAGGGAGUCCCGGCCAGCUACCACACGGUGUCAUUACAGGUUAGUCAGGACCUGUUAGACCUGAUGCACACCCUGCACACGAGGGCAGCCAGCAUCUACAGCUCCUGGGCACAGGAACAGCGCCACCUGGAGGUCGCAGGGAAGAAAAUUGAGGCUGACUCCCAGACACUGUGGACCAGCUGCUGGUGCCCACUUCUCCAAGGGAUAGCCUGGCUGUGCUGUGAUGCCAGGCGGCAGGUGCGAAUGCAGGCCCUGACCUACCUCCAGAGGGCACUGUUGGUCCAUGACCUGCAGACACUAGAUGCUGUGGAGUGGGAGUCCUGCUUCAACAAGGUCCUGUUCCCCCUGCUGACCAAGCUGCUGGACAAUAUUAGCCCUGCAGAUGUGGGAGGCAUGGAGGAGACCAGGAUGAGGGCCUGCACCCUGCUGUCAAAGGUGUUCCUGCAGCACCUCUCUCCCCUGUUGUCUCUGCCCACCUUCGCUGCCCUGUGGCUCACCAUCCUGGACUUCAUGGACAAGUACAUGCACGCUGGCUCCAGUGACCUACUGCUGGAAGCCAUUCCAGAGUCUCUGAAGAACAUGCUACUGGUGAUGGACACAGCAGGAAUCUUCCACAGCGUUGACUCCCGUACGGGAUACUCUGACCUGUGGGAGAUCACCUGGGAACGCAUCAACUGCUUCCUGCCUAACCUCCGGGAAGAGCUCUUCAAACAGACAGUCAUACCCCAACCAGAUCCUGCUCCCAGUCCCCCAGUGGAACUUGCCCAGCUGGUUGCCCCCUCCCCCCCAGCCUCGCCACCCCCAGCCCAGGCCCCAUCUCCAGUGCCAGAGCCAAAAACCUUCAGCAGACCAGCGUCGCCCCAAGAUCCCCCACCACCUAGUGCCAACGGAACUGACAGAUCAUCUCCAGUGCCCCCGUCGACUCCCCCCAUGCCCACCCCAGUGAAGAUGUCCCCCCAGAUCUCUACACCCCUGAGUCAUUCCCACAUGAGUCAAUCCCCCCUCAUCCUGCAGCCCCUGGCCUCCCAUCUGCAGGUGGGGGGCGUGCCCCCCAUGUCCCUGCCCAUCAUCCUCAACCCCGCCCUCAUUGAGGCCAGCUCCCCUGUCCCCCUGCUCCCUGCCCCCAGGCCCACCGACCUUAGUGACACCCCGGAGGUAAAAUAGAGCCACCUACUCUCACAGGGGGACAUUGUCCCCCACCUGUCCCCUAAACAACAUAGCUUUCCUUAGGCUCUGCACCCCUUCACAGGAGGGGAUAGACCAACUCUGACAGAGAGACCCUGGCAUGCAUGGUCAUCUCUCAGACAACACUAAACAACCACAGACACAUCUAGCUUUGGUCUUAUCUAACAUCCUGGGGCCUGCUGUCCUUCAAUAUUCACGUAUUCAUCAGAAAAUACAUAUUUAUGAUAUAUUUAUGAUAUACAUAUACGAUGCUGCAUGGAUGUUAAGGACAGCACUUAUUUGACUCGCUUCGAUCUUUCCCACUUUUCCUACUGAGUCAGUUUCAACUUGAGACCUACAAAGUUAAGUCCGUUGUUAGUAUGCCUCUGCUUAACAGUAAUCUAGAGGUCCUGCCAGGAAUAAAUGAUAGUGAAUAACUUAAUUGGUUUUAGGUGCUGCAUGUUGUUUACUGAAUAGGAUGUACAGAGAUGAAUUUACUCCAGUCAAAGUAUCAGGGCACUGUGUCUUAAAACAAAAGAGUGAAAUACUAGCUAUAUCAUAACUCUUGUAUCUGAAGGUCGAAAUAUACGUGUACAGUAAUAUAAAGCAUACAGUUUAUAUAUUUCCAUUAUAAAAUUGUGUCUGAGGUUUUUGAAAAUAAUUAUAUUAUAUGAUAUCCUGAGAUUUCCAAAGAGGGAGAAAUUUGCCAACAUGUUGUCACAAGCUUGUUCGCAAAAAGUUGAUUACAAUGCCCAAAAUAACAAAAAUCUGUUUUAAAAGGACACUACGUAUUCUUAAGUCCUCUAAACACUGUUAUACCCAAGAGGGACAGAGGUGUGCAUGGUUUGCCUUGGAAAGAUGGAUUUGAGAUGCUGCCAUUGCUAACAAGGACAGCACCUAGAACAUUCUGAAUGUGACGACUGGUCUGGCCUGGGCGUGUCCGCUUUUAUCGGUCAGGUUAGGGGAGUUUUAUAGGAAGGUCUUAAUGAGAUUAUUUAAAUGAGUACAGUAUUGACUAGCAGAUUGAGCAUAGACAGCCAUCAGUAAAUCUGGGACAAGCUGAUUGAAAAUGCAGUUUUCAUUUUCAAGUGAUGAGAUGAAUGGUCCGGAUCAUCUUUGCAAGUUUUCAUUUGGGACUACUUUAUCCCACUUGAUACAGUGAAAGUAUUUUUGCAUGUCACUGUCCGUACAGUAAGCAGUACAGUAAUUUAUUGAUCACAGAGUUCAGUUCUUGGUAGGUUGAAGUUAGAGCCUUGAUCUUCUGUCAAAUUAUACCCAAACCAGACACCUCACUGCAUGUGAUGAUGGAAGAAGAAGAGUUUUCAAAAGCAUCAACCACUUAGAACAGGGAUGGGCAACUGACGGCGGCCCGUGGCUCCUGUUUGAAAGGCCCUCGGAUCACAGCCCCCCACCACAGUUGGGUUCUCAACUUACUGUUGUGGGUUAGAAUAGAAGAAUACUCAAGGUGCAAUUUCAGAAUUUGGUUCUGCAUCAGCUGUUUUUCUAUCUACCGAUAGUCAAUUAGCCCAUGUCAGCUAAAAUAUUUGAUUGCCAAGUUAAUUUAGCGGCCAGCUAUCCAGACUUGUUAUCACGGUCAAAUUACAGGCCAGGGGGCCCCCAUUGAUUUUGUUAGUCUCACUCGGAUAUCAUAUUAACAACUGCAAACAUUUCUCUCCACCCUAUGGCAAAAUGUGUAGAAUUGCAGGAAAUUAGCUGUAAAACUGCUAUUUUUCCUCUCUGCUUCAUGGCAAAAUGAGUAGAAUUGCAUGAAAUGAGUUAUAAAAUGCAAAAUCUGUAGAAUUACAGCAAACAUGCUUUAAAACUGCAACAUUUUCUCCACACCAUGAUAAAAUAUGUAGAAUUGCACUAAAUUAACUCAAAUGAUCACCACUGUCAAGACGUGGGCCACUAAAAUGUUUUGCUCGCAAUGGGGGAUGUUAUGUGGGUAUGCAGACCUACGAGCAACUGCAUCGCCUCAUGAUGAGUUAAGAUUUUUUGUGGCCCCCAUCAUUUCAGAGCGGUAUACUACAAAGCAAGAUCAAUGACUUGGACAGCUAACUUACCAAAAUAACUUUAUGCUAAAGAUUAGCAUGAAAAGGGCAUUGUCUAAUUGACUCAACAACCAGAAAAUGCAUAUGUUAGUAUAGGUUUAUUCAAUUAAUAAAACAGAAAAUGAAGUUAUAUCUGGUUGUUUAUUAAAGUUAGCUGGCUAACUCGUUGAUGCUGCUUUGUAGUAUUAUCCCUGCGGUGACUAUUUUGAAUGCCCAACCUUGUGAUUUGCGUAACCUUCAGUGCAGUUUAUUUCUCGGCCGUUGCCCUUAUCAGUCUAAAAUUGUAAUCUUAUUUAUUCCGCUAGGAAUGGGCUGUUGGGGAAUGAAUACUCUUGUUGAAGCACAGUUGGGAGCAACUGCUUUCAGGUCAGGUUAUAUUACUCUCCUAAUCCACCGCCUUAUGUCAGAGAAAUUAGAAACGCAUUGGUCUGUCUGUGCACCAACACUAUACAAUACAAUGAAGUGGAGCCCCUCUUUCACAGGGUUGUUAAGUCGUUUUGGAAGCUGUUCAUUUGUUGUACUGCAUUGUUAGGUAUACCAGGCGCUAAUUCUUGAGUGAACAGGAAAUUACAUGUGUAUAUAUAAAUAAAAGGUCAUGUACUUUUUACAAUGUAAUAAAUAUAAUGUAAUGAAACUGG
Oncorhynchus mykiss (rainbow trout) is the source of this 8705-nucleotide messenger RNA. Its product is annotated as Golgi-specific brefeldin A-resistance guanine nucleotide exchange factor 1. Gene Ontology annotation, biological process: regulation of ARF protein signal transduction. Gene Ontology annotation, molecular function: guanyl-nucleotide exchange factor activity. Lineage: Eukaryota; Metazoa; Chordata; Actinopteri; Salmoniformes; Salmonidae. The record is from RefSeq and is a predicted model, not a curated record.